AUGGCUGAAUUCUUCGUUCCUGGUCCCCCACCGUACCCUCGAUGGACGGCCGGCGACAUACAGGACAUUCGAUACAGGACCACCUUCACGGAAUACACGAUCGCUCUUUGGCAACAAUUCGACGGCAGCGCUAAACUAGGGCCCGUUCUUUUUCAAACCACCAACGGACCCGACCGAGACUUCUCCUGGGUCGUACAAAGCUACGACCUGGAUUUGGCCAGUUCUGACAAGUUUUUCCUUUGGCUAUUCGAGGGAGAUCCGUCUGUCCAAGGAAACGCGUCCAUGAAGAAUCAGCAGUCGUCGGGCUUUUUUUUCAUUUCCCCCGAGCCAACAACAACUUCGACAAUCUUACCGUCAUCGUCGGCUAUCUCUUCGUCCCCAAUUCCAUCGAGCAGUGACGAGGCCUCGACAUCAAGCAGUGACGAGGCCUCGAAAGAGACUGGCGAAGUUUCUCCGAACUCUGGCACAACUGGCGGUGAGCUUUCGACGGGUGCUAAAGUAGGUAUCGGCGUUGGCGCGGGAGUCGCGGGUCUGGCUAUCCUUGCUGCCAUUUUGCUAUUUUUCAAGUACAGGGCCAAAAAUAGGAAGAAGCUCGAAGAGCUGCGUGUUGCUAACGAGCAUUUUCGUUCCGGGGUUCCUUCCUCGAGCGACAUGUCCAAAACGGCUAUCACGUCCACCAACGUGGCUCUACAGUCGUCCUACGAGCUCCCUGGAGAUUACAACAGGCCCAUGGCGGAGCUCGGGUAG
Emericellopsis atlantica is the source of this 747-nucleotide messenger RNA. RefSeq lists its product as uncharacterized. The record is from RefSeq and is a predicted model, not a curated record. Lineage: Eukaryota; Fungi; Ascomycota; Sordariomycetes; Hypocreales; Bionectriaceae. Bases 1 to 747 code for a protein of 248 amino acids. The transcript is spliced from 2 exons.